GAUCAUCACCCUCCAUUACCAGGCAGCAAUUUCCAACACGGUUGCAAUCCCCAUUUUUUCUUUCUGUAUCUUUAUCUGUACCUUAUCCUCAUUCCACGUUCUUGCAUAGCGGCUCCGAGAAACAUGGAUCCCAGGUAUUCCUACACUCCAAUCGAGGACCAGGUCGCUCGCUUGCGAAACGCUUCAGCGGGUCCAAGCCAUGGGCAAUCCUUGACACCCGUUCCUGAAGAGAUGACUGACGAAGAGGAAAGCGUCGCAUACUCAGAGGAUCAUACACACCACUAUGCUGGAGGAAGUCAUCGCUCGAGUAUGCACCAGCAACAAGCGCCUAUCUACCAACCUCUGCCUGCAAUAGAUUCAGGUGAACCGCUGCAAUGGGACUCUUUCAAUCCACCUCAAACAGAAGACCCUUUUAGAGAUUCGUAUGCUCUAGCCCAACAACAGUAUACCGGUGACGACCACUACGCUUAUGACGAUGAAGACUACACAUCAGAUGAAUAUGCCUCUCCUGAAAGACCAGGGAUACGUCAAUUACAAUCAAGGCCUGUUUCCGCUUACUCUGUGGAUCCCUCCUCUGCACAUUCAAGCUACACUGGACACACAAAUCCCGCCUCUCUCCCUCAUAGUUAUACAGGAUAUACUGCGACAUCUUCCGUGCCAGCACAAUCUACCGGAUAUAGCUACUACACGUACCAAACCGAAAUGCAGACUGGAACGACGGACUAUCAUACUAUUGACCACUUUAGACACGAUACUGAGGCAUACGCCUCGGGUGCGUACUCACGCGGGUCCUCAAACCCCCCACGAUCACGAUCACCUACUCCCGCUGUUGACGAGGAGGACUACCAUAUUGUAGGAAAUGAUAGUGUCCAUUAUACUGGGAACUCACCCCUGCGUCAUUCUUACCAUGGUGACGCAGAAAAAGCAGCAGUGCAGGAUGAUAUCGGGACCGAGGGGGCUUAUGAGCUUUUCCGCCAAACCGGUCUCAGCUGGAAUCCUUCCAAAGAUCCAGAGAAAACCUCGCUAUCAACUGCGGGUUCACAUUCACACCUCGAACCGGGUACACCAGUGACGACAAGGCACUUCGGUCCUGCACCAGCUGGUCGCAUACAUCGCCGACACAAACUCAAGAAACGCGUACAACUUACAAAUGGUAACCUGGUAGUCGAUCUUGAUGUACCGCCUAAAAUGGUACUGCCUCGACGAGGGGACCCGGAAAUGAUGAAGACCAGGUACACAGCUGUGACCUGUGACCCGGACGAGUUUGAGAAGAAAGGGUUCUUCUUGAGACAGAAUGAGUGGGGCCGUUCGACAGAGUUGUUCAUUGUCAUUACGAUGUAUAACGAAGACGAAGUAUUAUUUUGCCGUACACUCUAUGGCGUAAUGCGUAACAUCUCGCAUCUAUGCUCUCGUAAAGGUUCGAGAACAUGGGGUCAGGAUGCAUGGAAAAAGGUUGUUGUAUGCAUCGUAGCAGAUGGGCGCAAGAAGGUCCAUCCCCGUGUGCUCGAUUGCCUGACCCUCCUCGGUGUCUACCAACCGGGAGACCAUAUGAAGAACAUGGUUAACAACAAACCUGUCACCGCCCAUCUAUUCGAAUACACAGCAUCUUUUGGUUUGGAUCCAAACAUACGAUUUGUUUACCCUGAUAAGGGGAUUGUCCCCUGCCAAAUCUUGCUAUGCAUCAAGGAAAAGAAUCAGAAGAAGAUUAAUAGUCAUCGGUGGUUCUUUAAUGCAUUUGGUCCACUUCUGCAACCAAAUGUAUGCGUGCUCUUGGAUGUCGGGACGAUGCCCCAGAAGAAGAGUAUUUAUCAUCUUUGGAAAGCGUUUGACGUUAACUCAAACGUAGCUGGCGCAUGUGGAGAAAUCGCUGCGUAUAAAGGAAAGAAUUGGCGCUCCCUGUUGAAUCCUCUAGUCGCUGCUCAAAACUUUGAGUAUAAAAUAACAAAUAUCUUGGACAAACCUACCGAGUCUCUCUUCGGCUAUAUUAGCGUCUUGCCUGGUGCUUUCUCAGCAUAUCGGUAUAUCGCACUUCAAAACGACAAGAUGGGUGUCGGUCCUCUAGCGUCUUACUUCAAGGGGGAAGUCCUGCAUGGUCGAGACACUGACAUUUUCACAUCGAAUAUGUAUCUGGCCGAGGACCGUAUAUUAUGCUUCGAACUAGUUGCAAAGGCCAACUCUAAUUGGGUCCUGAAAUACGUCAAGAGCGCUACUGGAGAGACUGACGUACCAGACGCCUUGCCAGAAUUCAUUAGCCAACGUCGUCGAUGGCUGAACGGAUCCUUCUUCGCCGCAACUUACGCUAUUGCUCAUGCAGGACAGAUUCUGCGUUCCGGACAUAGCUUUGGACGUAAGUGCGCAUUGAUGGCUGAGACUCUGUACAACGUCAUCAAUUUGAUUGCUUCCUGGUUCGCAAUUGGCAAUUUCUACCUCCUAUUCGUCAUCUUGACCUCUUCAUUAGAGAACCCGGCCAUUGGUGCGCCGGCCGUGCGUUACCUGAAUGCGGUGAUCCAGUAUGCUAUGGCAGGGAUCGUUGUAGCAUGUCUUCUAUUUUCAAUGGGUCAUAAACCACAUGCAGCACGACUGAAGUACAAAUUGCUCGCGAUCUUUCUGGCCAUCUUGAUGUGCUAUAUGAUCUUUUGCGCGGUCAUCUGUGCUAUUCAGGCAGGUAAUCAGGGAGGUAAUGUCUACCGGAUCAUGAUCUUCAGUUUAAUCUGCACAUAUGGAGUCUAUCUUUGCUCCAGUUUCCUCGCUUUCGAUCCUUGGCACAUGUUCACUAGUUUCAUGCCCUAUCUGCUCUUCUCUCCGACCUACAUCAAUAUUCUGAAUAUUUAUGCCUUCGCGAACCUGGACGAUAUAUCGUGGGGUACAAAACAAGAUAGCGAAGUCGAAAUAGAUCUCGGAGCUGUAGUGCAGAAUAGCAAUUCUCAAGUUGACGUCGAAGUUCUUGCAGACAUAGCGGAUGUCAACGGAAUGUACGAAGAAUCGCUUCUCAAUCUCAAGGAUCGAAAGCCCGUGAUCAGGUCCAGCAACCAUCAAAGUGCUGCAGAGAAAGAACAGGCCGCUCGGAAUUAUUAUGCCGGUGUUCGCACUAAUGUGUUGCUUGCAUGGGUUUUAUCGAAUGGCGUACUAUUAGCCGCUAUUCUUGGUGGCGGAGACUCUUCCCUGACAUUCGCUCCGAACGACACCUUUAGUCGGACGAAGGCUUAUAUGACCUUCAUUCUUGCCUUUGUGGCGAUUACAAGUAUUGUUCGAUUCUCCGGCUCUACUAUGUACCUCAUCAUACGCGUAUUUACUGGAUGAACACUUUUCCUUAACGCUAUGCCGAUGGACUUUAUGUAUUCAUGUAUCUUUAUGUUAGAACGGAUUAGAGGACCACCGAUUCUCGAACAUGGUAGAUUCUCAGACCAUUGCAUUUAUCCUACAUCACAAUUUCCACUCACAAUCUAGAGCUGAUCGACAGGGUUCGCAUGACCCAUGAUCGACCGACUGGGUUUCGGAUAGUCAUGGGAGGAAUGGCGAUAGAUUCUUCUGCAUCACUUAGAUACCCGAUUUAAGAAGGGAAAAAUCAUCACCUUUUCUUAUCCAUUCCUGACGGGACCCUUUACGCCAAGCAGGGCGAUGUAACUUUCUAAUCCCUAUAUCCUGAACGAACUUUGGUUGUUGAAGACCGAUC
Messenger RNA from Somion occarium, 3673 nucleotides. The record is from the annotation of a GenBank genome assembly. Lineage: Eukaryota; Fungi; Basidiomycota; Agaricomycetes; Polyporales; Cerrenaceae.